GCCCUGGAUUUGUCUAACAAUCAAGGCUAAGCAAGCCUUGGUAGAUCUACAUUCAAAUGAACACUUACACUUCCAAAUGUAUAUAAGUAACUUACUUCAACUGCUAAUUGGCCUCAUUUUCUUUAGACACACUUACAGUGCUUUCUGUACUUAUUGCGUUGAAGAUGAUCCCAUAUGCCACAAUUUUGGUUUUCGGACCAUUGAUACAUUCCGAGGAGAGAAUAAAAUAAAAGAAUUAGAUGUUGACGGUGAUGGAAUGUUUUUGGAAAAGAAUCUUUCAGACUGUCUACCCAAGAUGUAUAAAUUAAUUAAAUUGAGAAGUGCUAUUUGCUUUUGGUCCAAGGAACUUGGCUGCACCAUUGUGGCACCCGAACGUAAUAUCAAGCAGAAAGUUGUCAAGAAAUGCGAUAAAUGCAUCAAGUUAAGCGGUUGCAAUAAAACUAAACAAUUGACAACUAGCGAUUGUAAUGAUGAAUUAUGUUUGAAUAAACUUCUUAUCGGACUUGCCAUCAUCAUAAUCAAUAAAGUUUGAAAAUUAGCUCAACUUCAA
Molecule: messenger RNA, 550 nt
Organism: Drosophila willistoni
Lineage: Eukaryota; Metazoa; Arthropoda; Insecta; Diptera; Drosophilidae
Exons: 3
Coding region: 77-532 (151 amino acids)
Source: RefSeq, a predicted model, not a curated record